Micromonas commoda is the source of this 3189-nucleotide messenger RNA. RefSeq lists its product with no specific name. Gene Ontology annotation, molecular function: calcium-activated cation channel activity. The record is from RefSeq and is a predicted model, not a curated record. The transcript has a single exon. Lineage: Eukaryota; Viridiplantae; Chlorophyta; Mamiellophyceae; Mamiellales; Mamiellaceae. Gene Ontology annotation, cellular component: plasma membrane. Bases 1 to 3189 code for a protein of 1062 amino acids.
AUGCAGUGCCUCGCGUGCGCGGCGGACCACUACCCCGCCGCCUACGCGGGCUCGUUCCUCGCCCCCGACGACGUGACCACGAUGAAGGGCACCGGUCUGACCUGCCUCUACUACAACGAGUGCGACGCGCUCUCCUCCGCGUGCGGCACCAACUUCACCGCGACGGAGUUCUUCAUCACCUGCGGAUGGCUCGCCGUGCUCUGGGUCGUCCUGAUGGCCGUGUUCAUCUUCAUAAGGAGCUUCAAGCACAUGAUGCACACGUGCGAUCCUUGCUACUUCAUGGAGGACGAGAACCACAACUACCCGCCGUACAAGAGGCCGCCGAAGCUGCCCAAGGGACACUUCGCGUGGCUCGUCCGCGCGUGGCACGUCACCGACACCGAGCUCAUCGCCAACACCACCCCGGACGAGCUCAUGCUGCUCCGAUGGUACCGGAUGGUCUACCACUGGUUCUUCGGGGCGACAAUCUUCGUCCUUCCCGUGUGCGCCACGCUGUAUCACCUCGACAGCAAGGACCAGGACGCGUUCGGGAUGAAGCGGAUCACCAUCGCGGCUGCGAACAGCGAGGGCGUGUUCUGGGUCGUGGUGCUGCAGAUGUGGGUCAUAUCCACGUGGCUGGUGUAUCUGCUCAGUCGAGAGACAGCCGCGUACACGCGCCUGGUCUGGAGGCUGCCGGUGUCCAGGAUCGGCAUCAAGUCGCACGCCGUGCUCGUGAGCGACAUCCCGAUGCUCACGACGGACGUGCCGCCAGGAAAGGAGGGCGCGAGGGCGCAGAGCGGCGGGAUCAUGAAGGCGCUCUCCUCCGCGCUGGCCGAUAAGAAGGAGAAGCAGGUCAAGCGAACGGGCUCCAUGACCAGGUCCGGCUCCAUGAUCAGGUCCGGCUCCAUGACCAGGUCCGGCUCGAUGUCCAGGUCCGGUUCGAUGUCCAACCCGUCUUCGCCUCGGUCUCCGAGAUCGGACGCCGGCGAUUUGGAGGGCGUCAAGGUGGAGCUCACCGAGGCCGAAAAGGCGGAGGCGCAGGAGGAGAAGAUGGCAAAGGCGUGGCUGAAGAAGAAUUACUCCGAGGUUCGCUCGUUCAUGGACGAGACGACUCCGGAUGACAUCGAUAAGCUCCGCGCGUGCACCAAAUCCGAGAUUCUCCGAGUGGUCAAGGCAAAGAUGGAGGGGGUCAUGGGUGAGGGGUGCGUCGUUUCCGUGCUGCUCGCGAGGGAUACGAGAAAGCUCGACAAGAGCGCGAACGCGUGGAAGGCUAGCGAGCAGGCCUACCUGCAAGCCUUGAUCCUGGAGAAGGAGCUGAAGGACGACAUCGAGGAGGCGUUGGGUGAGAAUAAGGGCAGCAAGGACGUGGAAGCCGCGGACUCCCCGAAGGUUGCCGAGCUCAAGGCCAAGCUCGCCAAGGCGGACGAGGAACGCGAGAAGCUUCGCCUCGAUACGAAGGAGAAGCUCGCUGCUUUUUCCCAAGCCAGGCUCGAUUACCUUCACGACGAGACCCCAAGCCCGAGUUCCAUCGUGGUCUUCUCGCGUCAGAUGGACGCGGUCAUCGCGUCUCAGGUGCAACUCGAUAACCAGUUCGGUCGCUGGCACACCGAGCCCGCACCGGGUCCCAACGACCUCGUUUGGCACAACGUCGCGCUGACGGGGAAGCAGCGGUGGAGGAAGAACAUUCGCGCGAGGUUGGUGGCCACCAUCAUGGUCAUCUUCUUCUCCGUCCCCGUCAACUUUCUGGUGGCGGCGCUCAACGCGGGUAAAGACGACAUCGUCAGCGUCCUGGGAGAGGGCAUCUUCAAGGUGCUCAUCGGUUUGAUCCUGACGAUCUUCCUGGUCGUCGCGCACAUCAUGUCGCUGGUGAUCUCCAGGCAGUACGGCUCCAUCGCAAAGUCUACAAUGGACGUCAGGGGUGCCUCCAUCUACUUCUGGCUCUUAGUCCUGAACCUGUUCCUCGGUAACCUCAACAGCACGCCGGUGUGGGAGGACCUCCUCGACUGGAUCCAGGACCCGAAGCUGGUCCUCAGCACGCUCAUCUACCGAUGCGUCGAGGCGAGCAGCUUCUUCCUGCAGUUCUGCCUCCUCCGCAUCGCGACGUCGACGGUGCUCGAGCUGAUCCACCCCCCGACCCAUCUGGGUUACCUGGUCAAGACGCUCAUCCACCUCGCGAAGACCACCGCCAUGCCCACGCCCCGCAUGGUGCAGCAGUGGUCGCAGCCGGAGAACACGCCGCUGCACCGCGUCCCGGCGCAGACGAUGCUCAUCUUCUUCCUCGGGUGCCAGUACUGCGUCACGGCGCCGGCUUUCCUCCCAGUCUGCGGGGUCUUCUUCUCGCUCUUCUACCUGUUCUGGAAGCAUAACUUAUCCUACCACUACAUGCAGCCGUACCUUUCGGGCCUCACGCUGUGGCCGUGGCUCGUCAAGCAGACCUUCAACAGCCUGCUGUUCAGCCAGGUGGUUCUGAUUCUCGGUUUGCCCACGCUGAGCAAGAACGGGAAGAGCACCGAGUACCUUCGGCUGGCGCUCUUACCGCUGCCCGUGUGGUCGUGGAUGCAGAUUCGCCGAUGCAUGGCCGUGCUCCGGCGCGCGAGCAAGGUGCCGGUGCAGCGAGACAUACUCCAGGACGACCAAGACAUCAACCUCGACGAGAAAGGAGUCGUGGGUUCGAUCAAGUCCAAGAUGACCGUGCUCGGAAAGAAAACCGGGCAGGCUUUCAGGGAGCUGGAUGAACGCGCGCUCAAUCUCGGAGAUAAGCUCGGAAGGCACGGUUCCGAUCCUUCGAGCCCCGCCACCCCGGCCGCCCAACCCAAGUCAACCCCGAUGAAGACCUACAACAGCCUAACGAAGGACACCAAGGCGUUAAACGUGGACUUGAAAGAGUCCGCGGACAAGGUCAGGGAGAUGGUCGCGAAGGGCACGUGGCGAAACUACCAGCCCAUUGCGAUGUGGCCCACGGCGCAGGAACGAUCCGCGGUGUCGGUGCUGGUUCGCAGAUGGAAGCUUGGACGCAAAAACAGGGGUAAUCAGUCAAUCCACGACGCGAUGGAAGAUAAUCAGGCGCUCGGGGGGUUGCAGGGCGUGUUCACUCCCACCUGGUUCGGAUCGCUGAAGAAGAGCGGCACAGGGAUUCGCAAGACGACGAUGUUGGGUUUUGGCAGGAGCGAGGAUAAAUCGGAGCAAGAAGAGGAAGAGGACGCCAAGUGA